Pseudoliparis swirei is the source of this 6749-nucleotide messenger RNA. Its product is annotated as AP2-associated protein kinase 1-like. NCBI's taxonomy places the organism in Eukaryota, Metazoa, Chordata, Actinopteri, Perciformes, Liparidae. The transcript has 20 exons. The record is from RefSeq and is a predicted model, not a curated record. Gene Ontology annotation, biological process: protein phosphorylation. Gene Ontology annotation, molecular function: ATP binding; protein kinase activity. The coding region runs from base 828 to 3587 and encodes 919 amino acids.
GCGGGCAGCCAAAGAUUGCUGUGGCUGCAGAGAUUAGGCUGCUGGCUUGAAGCCUCUGCCGAAUGUUUCGGUAGAUGUCAAAUUAUAUGGUUUCUCAUUCCAGCUGCAACAGACGGAGGCUUUAGUCUCCUGUCGCCCAUGCGCGUGUCUGUGUUGAUAUACGGCUGCCUCGCGCUAACGCGCUAGCUUACUAAAAAUCAAAGCUUUUAUGUAAAUGGGACCAAUUAAAUAUCUGGACAGGCAGCUAUGUGCCGCCUAACGGUCGCUUCACUUGACUGAGGAUGGAAAGAUCUUUUCGGGGAACGCUAUCACGCAAGUUAGACGUCGGAUACAUCGCCCUCGGAGACACUAUCUUCAGAGGAUAACCUGGAUAACCUUACACGAAAUGUCAUAGCGCGUGAGCAGCUAGCACUUCGCUAGCUUGUUAAUGGCUACACGAGAUGGAGAAGGACCUUGUGUUAUCAGCAGCAGCAGCCGACCAUGAACAGCUGCGUGGAUAGCUAAAUAAAUACUUUCUCUGGAGAUGCUUUAGCCUCCUGGGUGGUGUAAUUCACUUACAUAGCAGCGAGUUGCGACCGCUCUAGCGAUCACCAACUGGGAAAUUUGCCACUAAAAAUCUGUGUUGUCUCAACAUUAUAAGUGACAAAGGCAUCGCUGCAUGUUUUGAGGCUGCAAGUAAGACUUGAUCGAAGCGUCGACAUCUUCAGGUCUAACUGUACAAUCUGUCCUGCGUUAUAUAUCAGUGCAAUAACUGCACAGGAAUCAAGCACUUUAUCCGUGCGUGCGUCUGCGAUUGAAGCCGCAAAUACUCCUGUCAAUUCGCCGACAUGAGGAAGUUCUUCGACUCUCGUCGGGAGUUGGUGAGCUCUGGGCCUGGUUCUGGAGGAGGAACCAGCUCUGGGUCUAGUCAUGCAGGCGGAAAUGUCAUCGGCAGAGCCUUCACCAUCGGGCGGCACCAAGUUACUGUCGAUGAGAUCAUUGCUGAAGGUGGCUUUGCGAUUGUGUUCCUUGUGCGAACAAACCAAGGGGUGCGUUGCGCCCUGAAGAGGAUGUAUGUCAACAAUGAGCACGAUCUGCAGGUGUGCAAAUGCGAGAUUCAAAUAAUGAAAGACCUGAUCGGUCACAAGAAUAUUGUCGGUUACCUGGACUCCAGUAUUACGGCCAUGGGAUCGAGGGAUGUGUGGGAGGUCCUCAUACUGAUGGACUACUGCAAGGGGGGACAGGUGGUCAAUUUGAUGAAUCAGAGGCUGCAGACCGGCUUCACUGAGGCGGAGGUGCUGCAGAUCUUCUGUGACACCUGCGAUGCCGUUUCUCGCCUGCACCAGCGCAAGACACCCAUCAUCCACAGAGACCUCAAGGUGGAGAACAUCCUCCUACAUGACAAGGGUCAUUAUGUGCUGUGUGACUUUGGCAGCGCCACUAACAAGUUCCAGAGCCCGGAGACUGACGGAGUGGCCGUUGUGGAGGAAGAGAUCAAGAAGUACACCACUUUAUCAUAUCGUGCUCCUGAGAUGGUGAACCUCUACAAUAACAAGAUCAUCACCACAAAAGCAGAUGUCUGGGCGCUGGGCUGUUUGCUCUACAAGGUGUGCUUCUUCACUCUGCCCUUUGGUGAAAGCCAGGUGGCCAUCUGUGAUGGCAGUUUCACCAUUCCAGACAACUCGCGCUACUCUUAUGACCUUCACUGCCUCAUCCGGUACAUGUUGGAGCCAGACUCAGACAAAAGGCCAGAUAUCUACCAGGUGUCCUUCUUUGCUUUUAAAAUGGCUCAGAGGACCUGUCCCGUCCAGAAUGUGAAGAAUUCUCCAAUUCCUUCUAAACUUCCCGAGCCAAUCAAAGCGAGUGAGGCUGCGGCAGCAAAGAAGAACCAGGCUAAACCCAGACUGACUGAUCCAAUUCCCACCACUGAAACCUCCAUCACUCCUCGCCAGAGGCCCAAAGCAGCCCAUACCCAGCCCGCGGCUGGCAUCCUACCCAUCCAGCCUGCUGCUGUCACCCCUCGCAAGCGGGCUAAUCUCCCAGCUGGUGCAGCCCAGCCUGUGGGAGUCGGCUUGAACUUCUCUCAGCCAGCUGCAGCUCUGCAGUCCCAGAAGGCUCAGCCUCCAGUUCUGCCCCUCGUCCAGUCACAGAACAAUUCAACUCAGGCUGUGGCUCCACAGAAGCAGCAGGUGCAGCCAGCCGCAGCUACAGCAGCAGAGACGACAACAGCAGCAGCAGUCGUGUCACUAGCAACCAAGGCUGACGUCCAACAGCAAGCACAGCCAAUCGUCCAGCAGCAGACCACAUCUCCCUCUGUGGUCAGCGCCACCUCCCAGCAGGCGGCUCAGACUCCAUCGAGCCCGACUCCACCUCAACGCCCAGCUCGGCGCAAGCAGGCUCAGCAGCCACCGACUCAGCUGCCAACGCCUCAGCCUACACCCAGCAAACCGGCCUGUGGUCAGACGCCUGUAUCUCAGCAGCAGCAGAUGACUCAGCCAUCAGCGACCCAGGCUCAGCCCGCCUCCACUGAGAUCAGCCAAAAAGCUGCUGAGACGACUCCACCUGCUUCUCCAAAGACAACUGAGGAGCGAGGCCACCAACGCACACCGAGUGACGCCACAGCGAGCAGCGCUGCUGGAGUUCCAGGGAGCGACUCCUCCCUGCAGCCUCACGGAGCUGUCGAAGAAGCUGCCCUCAUCCAAUCACUUGCAUCUCAACCAAGCACCGCCCAGCUUGUUGAGCUUGGUGUUGGUAAAGGAGAUCAAGAGCAAAACAAAGAUGGACCCCCUGCUCUUGCACCUGGUGAUGCCACCAGCCCCCCCACAUGGAACCCUUUUGACGAUGACAGCUUUUCCAACUUUUCCAACUUCACUGCAGAGGAAUUCAAAACCGAGGACAAAAAGUCUACUGACCUACCUUCAGAAAUGGAGCCAUCAUCCUCAGAGGAGUUGAUACCAGGCUUGCAGGCCUCAUCUGUGGAUCGUACACUCCAAGAUACCGUUGAAAGACCAUCCACCCUCCUGGAUGUGGACUCAGGAGCCUCACUGUUGGUGGUCCCGGAUCCUUUUGGGAUCCUCGAUCUGUCAGGUGCUCCAGAGAAGCUGAUUGAAGGACUCAAAUCUCCAGACAUAUCUUCACUCAUGCUUCCCGACCUCUUGUCAUUGUCCGAUCCCUUCGGUGGCUCCGUGGAGGAUUCUGCUAAAGUUGUGCAUGUGCCAUUGCUAGCAGACCCUCUCCUCACAGACGACUCUCUCCUGGACUGCUCUCUGAUCUCUGGUCUGUCCGCCCCUCCAGCACCGAGCAGUGCCACCUCCUCGGUCUCUUCUGCUCCCACCUCCGCCGCUUCUGCUCUGGAUGAUUUCAGUCUGUUGUCUGGAGACUGUGCACAGCCUGUAGCAGACUCGUCUCUCCUGAUCUCAGACUUCGAGCCGCAGCAGGCCGCCGCGGAGGGAGACGCCGAGGACGAGUUUGACCCGAUCCCCGUCACGGGCCGAAAGAACUCCCAAGUUUCAGGAGGCCACUCGCGCAGUAACAGUGGCGGCUCUGAAUCCAGCCUGCCCAGCUUGGCCCGCUCCAUGCUGCUGGUGGACCAGCUCAUCGACUUGUAGGCGGCGCCCCCUGUAGAAGCUAUAACACUGGAUCAUAGACUGGCAUAGCAUAACGGCAAUCAGCACUGUUGUCAUAGCUAGAUUCCCGCACCCCCCCGGCUGUCAUCUCCAUUCUAGUUCCUCCAGUAGAAACGUCCCUCGCCUUUCAGUGCUUCGUCAUACCUGUCCUCUCCGCCGCGUCAAUUGCAUUAUCUGGCUUCUCUUCACCUCUCAUCUCUCACCCUCUCACUCACAUUUUCUCUUUGUUGUCGUCUCAUGUCUCGCCCAUUGGGUUAAAAAGUGGCCAGUACACUAACAUCAUUGUUUCGAAACAUUAACCGUGACAUCUCUCUGUCGAUCUGGAUGUAUUAUUACGAUUGAGUUUGAGCAAUAUUGCAUUAUGUCUAAUCGCAAACAAUAGAAGAUCAUUGUCGUAAUGUGCAAUAGGCAUGGUUAUAAGUGGUUGUAGUAAUUAUCGUGCACAAGUGAAAUUGCUGUCGUUUGCCUUUUUAAAAUUAUCCUCCCCACAUUUAUUUGCACAUUUUAAAGUAGGAACCAUAGAAAAGUUGAAUGACCAUUUGUUCAAAUUGGGUCAGUUUAUUUCUUCUAUAAACGGGAAACUUAGUCGUGUAGCCUGAUUUGCACAGUAGCAUAAAUGUUACCUCCUGUCUCAACAACCUAAAGCUCCAUAGAUGGAAGGAAAAAUCCAAACCUGGAAACAAAAUGUCCAUAACUACCAGACUGAGUCAUUGUGAUGAACGGUCCUGAAAAUAAUGUGUGAUCAAACUGCUGACUGGUGCAGAAAGUAUUUCAGCUUCACUCUAAAUAUUUGCUGCUGUUUUCAUUUCAUCCUUGAGGCAAGCAAAAGGUUUGGGAAUAAAAUGAUGAAUCUGGUUUAUUUAGGAGUGUUUAUAGCAGUAUGCCAUAUAGAAAGUGCAUGAAAUCAUGACAAUAAUUUGAAUAAUAAAGUAAUAGGAAAUAGUAGAAAUGCAAUACUUUUUAUCUAGAGAGAGACCAUUCAGGUACAUGUUUGGCACCAAGAGAAACAGUCUAAUAUGGCAUAAAACAUAUAUAUUUUACUCACUCGCACUUUUUGUUUAAUACCUACACAAGCAUUCAUUCCACAUUGUGCAAUCUUUCCUACAUUCCUACCAUUUUUCACUCCUAAUUUAUGUAAAUAGACAUCUGCGACCCCUGCAGGCUCCUAUCCAGACCAUAGAGAUGGUUAUUCUUCCCAUGUAAAUAUUAAGUCAUGAAGCUUUACUUGUGGAAAACAUAUUGCUUUACUUGUGAAAUCUCUCAUAUAUCCAUAUAUAUCUAUAUAGAUAUAUCUAUAGAUAUUUCUAUAGAUGUAUAGAUAGGUCUAUAUAUCUAUAGAUAUAUAGAUGUAUCCAUGACAUUGUUUUCCUGUUAAUAAAUGUUAAUAUGAAUAGAGUGUUAGAGAAUGAAUGUAAAAAAUGAAUAUUAGUCUUUAAUAAAAAAAAUCUCUGAUUCACCAUAAUCACUGAAUAAUAUUGAAGAAUACUCUAUAUAAAUAUUUCAUUCCUCUUUGUGGAAUUGUGUGUUGAGAAAGUUUUUUUUUCUUGGUUAUAUCUAUUCAACUAUUGUCAGUAAAUUAAAAUCCUAGUCUUUGUUCAACCUGGAGAUUAGACUGAAUCCCAUGUUUUAUUCCACCACCUCUACCUUUGUGAAAAGAAAGUGAGCCUGUGUUUUGUUUGUUUACACGGACAGAUGAAGGAUUAUAUUUUUAUUCUGGAAAGCGGGAGCUUGACCUCGAAUCUCAGUCCUGUUUCAUUUCAUCGCUAAACUCGAAACCUUUUUGGAAACGUGUACUUUGUAAAGCUUUGUUUUGCUCUACCUGCUUUAGUGAUCACAGAAUUCAUAUCAAAAAACGCAUGGCAGUGUUGUUGAAUGUUCCGUUCACGUGUGUUGGUAUACAGUGUUAUGAUAAGUAUGUAUGUGUGUGUGUGUGGAGUCAGAAUUGUUGGAUGUGUUUUCCAGUUGCCCACUUGUGUUGUUGUUUUCUGCAAAUAUGGCCACGGUUGAGUUGUCAUUAAAAUCUCUUCUGAAAGCACAGCCCCCCUAAAUUCUCUCAGGAAGUCCGAGCUACAUCUGAGAGUUGGGUGCAUGUUGCCGGUCCCCAGGGGAAGUCUGCGCUCCAUGUUACAGUCGAGACUAUUUGUCUGAUGGUAAAUGUGUGAGGGGCUCAGUUGAAUCUGGAGAUGCAACACUGAGCAUUAAGUCAGCUGUGCAGGCUUUGAAACCAUCAGCUCCAAUCAGCACACGUAGGAUCCACAUCAGUUCUUAGGCAUGCAUGUUAAAAGACUCCACCACUUUUUUCAUUUCAAGUGAUGGUUUUUCUGACUUAAAAUAGUCCCUUCUGGAGGUGAGCGUUAAGAGACAUUUAGUUUUUUUGUUUUUGAAGCAUAACAAGAAAUGUUACAAAUCUGCUCACAUCUUAAUGGGUUUCCACUUGCUAGUUACAUAUAUUCAACUUGCAUAAGUGUAACAUCGAAGGCAAGUUAGUCACCUUUUUGAAAGACAAGUCCUGCAGUACCAGAUAAAUCACCUCAAAACCAUCAACUCAAAACUGAAUACAUGUUGUUCUUUGAUGAUAAAAGGUCACCAUCAUGAAUUUAAACCUCUUUGCUUUUGUCCUAUUUUAUUCCUUAACCCCUCAGAUGUUGACUUAUUUUGUGUAGAACUCUGGAUUUCUCUUGAUUUUCAAUGACAUCGUCUGGUCUUUGAAAGAACAUUGACGAGAGCUGAAAACGAGGAGAGUUUCAAAGCAACUGUAUUUACUGUAGGUGCUGCAUGUGCAACUAAAGGCUUACACACCUUUUUAUCAUCCUCUUUACGAUCCUCGCUCUGAACAACAUUCGUAGUGACUGUUUGAACCUAUGCAACUCCCGAGCGUUCUCCCUGUAGCCGCCAGUGUGCUGUUGUAAUCGGUGAAGCAGGUCGUGAGAUUAUUAUGAAACGGACGCCCCUCAUUUUCUCUGUUGUUUUGCCACAAAUGAAAGCUGAUUCUAUGAUGAUAUUGAGUGUUUUUUUCUGAGACACCUCUUGUCUUUAUGGCCCAAACCUGCAUCAGAGCUGUGGUAUCGUGUGCUCCUUCUAUUUUUGUGAGAUAAUUAAAGAAUUAUAAACGGAUGGCAAAUAAAAUACAAAUGUGAAUGUCAA